Pollicipes pollicipes is the source of this 2336-nucleotide messenger RNA. RefSeq names its product CTP synthase 1-A. NCBI's taxonomy places the organism in Eukaryota, Metazoa, Arthropoda, Thecostraca, Pollicipedomorpha, Pollicipedidae. The transcript is spliced from 2 exons. The coding region runs from base 49 to 2088 and encodes 679 amino acids. The record is from RefSeq and is a predicted model, not a curated record. Gene Ontology annotation, molecular function: identical protein binding; CTP synthase activity. Gene Ontology annotation, cellular component: cytoplasm; cytoophidium. Gene Ontology annotation, biological process: CTP biosynthetic process; pyrimidine nucleobase biosynthetic process.
GACGUCACACAUUGAGUUGAUUCGGUGAAACCUUUAUACGGCACGCAAAUGCUUGCAGCAGACAGAACUGCAGAGUUCCGUUCUGCGUCCAAGCCCGUCAUCAUGAAGUACAUCCUCGUGACGGGCGGCGUCAUCAGCGGCAUUGGCAAGGGCGUCAUUGCCAGCUCGAUCGGCGCCAUCCUGAAGGGCGUCGGCUUCCGCGUCACCUCCAUCAAGAUCGACCCUUACAUCAACAUUGACGCAGGCACGUUCUCGCCGUACGAGCACGGCGAGGUGUUCGUGCUGGACGACGGCGGCGAGGUGGACCUCGACCUGGGCAACUACGAGCGUUUCCUGGACGUGACGCUGCACAAGGACAACAACAUCACCACCGGCAAGAUCUACCAGCAGGUGAUCAACCACGAGCGCGAGGGCCAGUACCUGGGCAAGACGGUGCAGGUGAUUCCGCACAUCACCGACGCCAUCAUGAACUGGGUGGAGCGCGUUGCGCGCCGGCCCGUUGACCCCGAAGGCCUCGAGCCCGAGAUUUGCAUCAUCGAGCUGGGCGGCACGAUCGGCGACAUCGAGGGCAUGCCGUUCGUGGAGGCGUUCCGGCAGUUCCAGUUCCGCGUGGGUCGCGGCAACUUCUGCUGCGCGCACGUGUCGCUGGUGCCGCAGCCGUCCUCCACCGGCGAGCAGAAGACGAAGCCGACGCAGGCGUCGGUGCGCGAGCUGCGCGGCCUCGGUCUGUACGCCGAUCUGAUCGUGUGCCGCAGCGAGAAGCCGAUUGGGGCCGAGGUGAAGCUCAAGCUCUCCAACUUUUGCCACGUUGCGCCGCACCAGGUGAUCUGCUUGCACGACGUCAAGUCGCUGUACCGGGUGCCGGUGAUGCUGACGGAGGAGCGGUGCCUGGACGUGCUGCAGGAGUGCCUGCACCUGCGCCUGCCGGCCGGCGUGCGGCCGCGCCGCUGCAUGGCCGGCUGGCGCGACCUGGCUGAGCGCGCCACGCACGUGCGCCGCACCGUCACCAUCGCGCUGGUGGGCAAGUACACCUCGCUGCAGGACUCGUACGCCAGCGUGAUUAAGGCGCUGCAGCAUGCGGCGCUGCUCGCCAGCCGCCAGCUCGACCUGCAGUUCGUCCAGUCUGAACACCUCGAGGAGGCAUGCAAGCUGAGCGACCCGGUGCGCUACCACGAGGCGUGGCGCCACCUCUGUCGCGCCGACGGCCUGCUCGUGCCCGGCGGCUUCGGCCACCGCGGCGUCGAGGGCAAGGUGAUGGCUAUCCAGUGGGCUCGCGUCAACGCCAAGCCUUUCCUGGGCGUUUGUCUGGGCAUGCAGGCGGCCGUGAUCGAAUACGCGCGCCACGUGGCCGGCCUGCCGGACGCGCAGUCGACCGAGUUCGUCAAGGACGCAACCACGCCGCUGAUCAUCGACAUGCCCGAGCACAACCCGGGUCAGAUGGGCGGCACGAUGCGGCUGGGCCGGCGCGCCACCACGUUCCGCGGGCAGCCGUCGGUGCUGCAGCAGCUGUAUGGUGGCGCCACGCGCGUGGACGAGCGCCACCGCCACCGCUACGAGGUCAAUCCGCGCUACGUGCCGCUGCUGGAGCAACACGGUCUCCACUUUGUCGGCCAGGCCGAGGACAAGGAGGCGACGCGCAUGGAAAUUGUCGAGCUGCCCAAGCACCCGUACUUCGUAGGCGUGCAGUUCCACCCGGAGUACCUGACGCGGCCGACGCGGCCGUCGCCGCCCUACCUGGGCCUCGUGCUGGCCGCGUGCGGCAAGCUGACGAGCUACCUGAGCAAGGGGCGCCGGCUGUCGCCGCGCUACCGGCGCGAGAGCACGGGCGACACGUCCUCGGACGAGGAGCUGGCCGAGCUGGGCCAGGCCGUGGCCGGCUGCAUGGCGCCGCUUACGGAAGCCAGUGGCAAGACGCCUGAGGUGGCGCGUGACGCCGCUGCCACCGCCGCCGGUGGUGAGGGGUCGCACGGCGUCACACCGCCCGCACCGGCCGUGUCGGGCGCUGAGGAGGAGGAGGCGGUUGGGGCGGCCGGCGCGGAGAAGGCGGAGGACAAGUCGGAGGACGGCGGCAACGCACCGGCCGUCUAACGUUCGCGUUGAGGCUUGAGCGUGGGCAGAGGCGCGGCUGUGGAUUGAUUAGAGUUUUCUGGACGCUGUGUUGGUAAAGAACGGCCGGCGGCGCUCGUGUGCCACCCGCACACCCCCUCCCUCUCCCCGCCCCCUCCUCUGCACCGGUCUGACAGCGGCGACGAGACAGUGGUGGCGAGAGUCUCACUGCGCUAGACGGGCACUGCCACUGGACGCGUGGCCGCCCCUCGGACGGCGUCAUAGGUGGC